AUGGCUCCCACGACGGCGCGCCUCGAGCCGCUCGCCACAGCAGCAGCCGCCCCUGGAGCCGCCCGCCACUGCAGCAGCCGCCCCUGGAGCCGCCCGCCACUGCAGCGGCCGCCCCUUGAGCCGCCCGCCACUGCAGCAGCCGCCCCUGGAGUCGCCCGCCACAGCAGCAGCCGCCACUGGCGCCGCCCGCCACUGCAGCAGCCGCCCCUGGGGUCGCCCGCCACAGCAGCAGCCGCCCCUGGAGUCGCCCGCCACUGCAGCAGCCGCCCCUGGAGUCGCCCGCCACAGCAGCAGCCGCCACUGGAGCCGCCCGCCACUGCAGCAGCCGCCCCUGGAGUCGCCCGCCACAGCAGCAGCCGCCCCUGGAGCCGCCCGCCACUGCAGCAGCCUCCCCUGGAGUCGCCCGCCUCUGCAGCAGCCGCCUCUGGAGCAGCCGCCACUGGAGCCGCCGCCCCUGGUGCAGCCGCCCCUGGGCCCGCGACGCCGCCCCUGGAGCAGCCGCCCCUGCAGCAGCCGCCCCUGGCCCCUGGAGCAGUCGCCACUGCUGCAGCUGCCCCAGGAACCUCAUCUCACCCGCGCCCUUGUGCGCCCUACCCUACCUGCUCCGCGCUGUUGCUCUGCACGCGCGGUUGCCCGCGCCCUCGUGCGCUCUACCCUACCUGCUCCGCGCUGUUGCUCUGCACGCGCGGUUGCCCGCGCCCUCGUGCGCUCUACCCUACCUGCUCCGCGCUGUUGCUCUGCACGCGCGGUUGCCCGCGCCCUCGUGCGCUCUACCCUACCUGCUCCGCGCUGUUGCUCUGCACGCGCGGUUGCCCGCGCCCUCGUGCGCUCUACCCUACCUGCUCCGCGCUGUUGCUCUGCACGCGCGGUUGCCCGCGCCCUCGUGCGCUCUCCGCGCUGUUGCUCUGCACGCGCGGUUGCCCGCGUCCUCGUGCGCUCUACCCUACCUGCUCCGCGCUGUUGCUCUGCACGCGCGGUUGCCCGCGCCCUCGUGCGCUCUACCCUACCUGCUCCGCGCUGUUGCUCUGCACGCGCGGUUGCCCGCGCCCUCGUGCGCUCUACCCUACCUGCUCCGCGCUGUUGCUCUGCACGCGCGGUUGCCCGCGCCCUCGUGCGCUCUACCCUACCUGCUCCGCGCUGUUGCUCUGCACGCGCGGUUGCCCGCGCCCUCGUGCGCUCUACCCUACCUUCUCCGCGCUGUUGCUCUGCACGCGCGGUUGCCCGCGCCCUCGUGCGCUCUACCCUACCUGCUCCGCGCUGUUGCUCUGCACGCGCGCACAGAGAGUGCCGGAGGCCCCGCCGCCGGCAACCGUGCAAGCUCCUAGCGAGGGUGGCUCAGCGGAUUCGGCCAACACGGGAGCCGGAGCUGAUAGAGGGGACGAAAAACCCCCGCCACCCCCACAGACGGACGAGGAGGCUAGUUACGAGCUCAACGUGGUACAACCGUGGCGGGAGGCAAAGGCCGUGAGGGACGCUUGGCGCCUCUGGAACUCCGCCACCGCCAACGACACCCGUCGUCUUUGCUACAGGGUCAUGGAUGCGGUGCGCCAGCUACGCGCGAGCGACGGCGAUGCCGACACCGAGGCCGUGGUCAAUGCACUGCACAGGAUCGCGAAACCAGGCAUCGGGACCUUCUGCGAUGCCCUCACGGUGCUCAAACCGGGAACGGCACCGACGUACUCCGAAGAGCCUGGCAUGGGAGUCAAGGGGCUGGGCCCCACGGUGGUCUCGAAGCUACGCCUCGCCUGUGCGCUUGUGGCGCUCAACCUGAAGUCGAGUGAUUGGGUCGCUGCCCUGUUUCCAGACACCUGGGAGGAGCAGAUGGCGAAGACAAUGGCCGACCUGGCGAAGCCGACCUCACCGGCCAAGUCGACUGCACCAGCCAAGCCGACAGCACCGAUGCAUCGUCCUCCGACCAAGCGCAAGAAGUCGGCAUGA
Messenger RNA from Closterium sp. Yama58-4, 1938 nucleotides. The record is from the annotation of a GenBank genome assembly. NCBI's taxonomy places the organism in Eukaryota, Viridiplantae, Streptophyta, Zygnematophyceae, Desmidiales, Closteriaceae.